Molecule: messenger RNA, 948 nt
Organism: Acanthamoeba castellanii str. Neff
Lineage: Eukaryota; Discosea; Longamoebia; Acanthamoebidae
Product: mRNA cap guanineN7 methyltransferase
Exons: 6
Coding region: 1-948 (315 amino acids)
Biological process (GO): 7-methylguanosine mRNA capping
Cellular component (GO): nucleus
Molecular function (GO): mRNA 5'-cap (guanine-N7-)-methyltransferase activity
Source: RefSeq, a predicted model, not a curated record
AUGGAGCAGACGGAGACGACAGGACGAAGCGUGCCCUCGUCGGCGGUGGCUGCACAUAUGCAGGCCGCACAGGAGAGGGCGCGGGUGCACCCGGCCUGGCAAGCGCUCAACUUCGAGAAAUGGAUCAAGUGCGUGAUUUUGGGCGAUGUCCUCGACGAGGGCGAUGAAGUGCUCGAAAUCUCUUGCGGGCACACAGGGGCCGAGGACAGCAACACCGGCGGCGCAGGUGGCGGCACGCACCACACCUACGCACGGCACAAGAUCCAACAUCUCACUACUGUCGACUCGUCGGCCACCGUGGUAGCCGCGGCACAGCGCAAGUGGGAGAAGACGAAGCGGUUCGACGCCGAGUUUGCGACUGCCGACCUCUACACGAUAUCGCUCGAUCAGGUGCUCAGGGAGGGGAGAAGCUUCGACGUGGUGGUGUGCUUUGAUGGGAUGCAGAACAGCUUCGCCUCGGAGGAGACGGCCGAGAUGUUCCUCCGCAGCGCCACCUGCCGCCUGCGCGAGGGCGGGUACUUCCUCGGCUUCCUCCCCGACUCCUCCGCCAUCUGGAGCAAGGCGGCCAAGGUGAACUCGAAAGGUGACGAGGCGCCCAAGUUUGGCGGAGACCUCUACAAGAUCGAGUUCAACGACGACCUCAGCCGAUUCCAACCCUUUGGAACGUCGUACACGCACAGGAUGCGCGAGAUGGAGGAUCGGAAGCAGUACCUGGUCCACUUCCCCACGCUGCUCCAGCUGGCCAGGAAGCUGCAGCUGGAGAUGGUGGAGGUGGUCAACUUCAUCGACUUUUACGAGGACCACAAGAAGAGCCACGAGGCCGCGCUCACCGAGAUCAUGGGCUGGACCAAGACCAACAAGAAGCUCUUCCCCAACCAGCUCGAGCUCAUCGGUCUGCGUACAACGUUCGUCUUCCGAAAACUGCGGUCUGGGGAGUCCAUGCCAUGA